UUGAUUGUUAUUCCUGUCAAUGCUGAUACAUCAAUUUCAACAAUCACAGGAUCAUAUAAACCAUCAAAAUACGUCAGCAAACAAAACAUUCAGAAGAUAAUAAACAAGCUUUCAGAAGAUCCUGCGUUUAAUGAACUUUCUAGAAUGUUGUUAGAAACAGCAAAGAGCCACAUCGAAGUGAGCGAACUCAAAGAUUUUGCCUCAGAUAUCGAUACAAUUCUUAAAGAAUCGAAUGAUAGAAACACAAUCAAAAUCGGCGAAGAAGCCAAAACAAUUAUUUCAACAGCCGCGCAUUUGAUCAACAACAUGGAAUACGCAGAAUCCGGUCUUAUUACAGCCAUGAAGAAUGGAUAUUGGGUUUUAUUCGAUGGCGUUGAAUCAUGUCCUUCAAAUAUAUUGGAAAGAAUCAUUACAUUGCUUGAUUUCGAACCAUCCUUGAAUUUAUAUGAAGUUGAUGAAGGAAUUACUUAUUCCACUAAAUCACAAAACCUGAUCCAUGAUGAUUUCAGAAUCAUUAUCACAUACAAUGAUGUAGGAACACAUAAAAAGACUCCUCUUCCACAAACAAUACUUUCAAGAUGUGCUAUUCUAAGAAUGGAUCCAAUUGACAUUGACCCUCGAACAGUUGCAGAAAUAUCAUUGUUCAAUGUUCCAGAUGUCGAUAUAUAUUAG
Molecule: messenger RNA, 672 nt
Organism: Trichomonas vaginalis G3
Lineage: Eukaryota; Parabasalia; Trichomonadida; Trichomonadidae
Product: nuclear chaperone required for maturation and nuclear export of pre-60s ribosome subunits
Exons: 1
Biological process (GO): rRNA processing; ribosomal large subunit assembly
Cellular component (GO): preribosome, large subunit precursor
Molecular function (GO): ATP hydrolysis activity; ATP binding
Source: RefSeq, a predicted model, not a curated record